AGAGGUAGAGCGUGAGGCUGGCCCGCCGCUGGUUGGACGGCGCGUGAACAUCUGGGGUCGCAGCGGCAGGCGGCAGCGGGCCGGUGGCGCCGUGCUGCUCGGGCAUGGCGUCGGAGAAGCCGCUGGUGGCCGUGACCUGCACCGCGCCGGUCAACAUCGCGGUCAUCAAAUACUGGGGAAAGCGAGAUGAGGAGCUGAUCUUGCCCAUCAACUCCUCUCUGAGUGUCACUUUGCACCAGGACCAGUUAAAAACCACCACGACGGCUGCCAUCAGCAAGGACUUCACCGAGGACCGGAUUUGGCUGAAUGGCCGGGAGGAGGACGUGGGGCAGCCACGCCUGCAGGCCUGCCUGAGGGAGAUUCGCCGCCUGGCCCGGAAGCGGAGGAGCGCUGGUGACGAGGACCCGCUGCCCCUCAGCCUCAGCUACAAGGUGCACGUCGCGUCGGUGAACAACUUCCCCACGGCUGCAGGCCUGGCCUCCUCAGCAGCCGGCUAUGCCUGCCUAGCCUACACCCUGGCCCAGGUCUACGGGGUCGAGGGCGACCUCUCAGAAGUGGCUCGCCGGGGCUCGGGCAGCGCCUGCCGCAGCCUGUACGGCGGCUUCGUGGAGUGGCAGAUGGGGCAGCGGGCCGACGGGAAGGACAGCGUUGCCCGGCAGGUGGCCCCUGAGUCGCACUGGCCCGAACUCCGAGUCCUCAUUCUCGUGGUGAGUGCCGAGAAGAAGCUGACGGGCAGCACGGUGGGCAUGCAGACCAGCGUGGAGACCAGCCCCCUGCUCCGGUUCCGGGCCGAGGCGCUGGUGCCGGCGCGCAUGGCGGAGAUGGCCCGCUGCGUCAUGGAGCGGGACUUCCAGGCCUUCGGCCAGCUGACCAUGAAGGACAGCAACCAGUUCCACGCCACCUGUCUGGACACCUUCCCGCCCAUCUCUUACCUCAACGACACCUCCAGGCGCAUCAUCCACCUGGUGCACCGCUUCAAUGCCCACCACGGGCAGACCAAGGUGGCAUACACGUUUGACGCGGGCCCCAACGCCGUGAUCUUCACCCUGGACGAUACCAUGGCUGAGUUUGUGGCUGCUGUGAGGCACAGCUUCCCCCUUGAGUCGAAUGGAGACAAGUGUCCUGCCUCCCGUUCCAGGUUUCUGAAGGGGCUGCCCGUGAGGCCUGCCCUGCUCUCAGACGAGCUGAAAGCUGCACUGGGCAUGGAGCCUACCCCCGGCGGCAUCAAAUACAUCAUCGCCACUCAGGUGGGGCCCGGGCCUCAAGUCCUGGACGACCCCCACGCUCACCUCCUGGGCCCCGACGGCUUACCAAAGCCAGCUGCUUGACCGUCGCCUCCGCAGGAGCCCUGGCCGCUGCUUGGAGAAGGGGCCGCUUCGUUGGGACUGGGGAGCCAGGUGUGGCGGCCGCCGGGCUGUGCUUGCUGGGACUUGUGGGUGGCCACCUGGCUCUGGGCUGGGCAGUGGGCUGUGGCCGAGUUGGGGCAGGGGAGUGGCCACCUGCAGGUGUCCAGGCGGUCAGGAGCGGGCCCCCCAUCACGUGCCUCACCUUUCCUGGCCUGCGCCCAGCGCUUUGCCGGGAUAGAAGCUGGGAUCAGGAUCCAGACCUGGAGGAUCGAGCCAACGGCGGGUGGAGCUGCCACUGCCCCCUAGGGAAGGGAUCUCUGGCCCCGUGCUCUGGGGCCACUCCCACUGCCCCGGAACAGCAGCUUGAUCAGUGGAGACGAGGGGGAGUCGGGCAUCCAUCCUCGGAGCUGGAGGACAGUCACCGUGCAGGGAGCAGCAGCCUCCGCAGGCCUCUGGAAACCUCUCCCAAGUGCUCGCAGCAUGGUGGCUGCCCAUGGCUCCUCUGCCCAACUGGGGACCGGACUCAAACUCGGGCCAUGAGGUGUGGAUGGACCGUUUCUUUAUAAGAAGACCAGUGGCGUGUCUCGGGUGGGAGGCGGGAGAGCAGCACCAAGGUGCGAGCUGGCAAUAAAGCUGGUGUGGCUGA
Equus quagga is the source of this 1992-nucleotide messenger RNA. It is a transcript of the gene MVD, whose product is annotated as mevalonate diphosphate decarboxylase. The record is from RefSeq and is a predicted model, not a curated record. Gene Ontology annotation, molecular function: diphosphomevalonate decarboxylase activity; ATP binding. Gene Ontology annotation, biological process: isopentenyl diphosphate biosynthetic process, mevalonate pathway; isoprenoid biosynthetic process. Gene Ontology annotation, cellular component: cytosol. The coding region runs from base 105 to 1328 and encodes 407 amino acids. Lineage: Eukaryota; Metazoa; Chordata; Mammalia; Perissodactyla; Equidae. The transcript has 10 exons.